Drosophila erecta is the source of this 7842-nucleotide messenger RNA. It is a transcript of the gene mbl, whose product is annotated as muscleblind-like protein 2. The transcript has 8 exons. Lineage: Eukaryota; Metazoa; Arthropoda; Insecta; Diptera; Drosophilidae. The record is from RefSeq and is a predicted model, not a curated record. The coding region runs from base 1210 to 4356 and encodes 1048 amino acids. Gene Ontology annotation, molecular function: metal ion binding.
UUCAGUUUCGAAAAAUUUUUCGAUGGAAGCGGUUCUGUCAGCGGAAAAGUGAAUUAUAGCAGAGCCUGUAAAACUCAAGAAAAUCCCCUCAAAGAAAUAGCAGCUCUCAGCUAAAUAAUAACAAACACAAUACUUUCUGCCCAGUCACCGCAAACUGAAAUAAUCACUUUUCUGCAAAACGCCGUCAUCAAAAACGAUUUUGGCUACAACUCUAGAAACGCGGAAAAAUUUUGUCAAAAAUACAACUAAAAAAAAACAACAACGCGAGUGCACGUGUAUGUGAGGUGCUCAGCAAGAGUGUGUGUGUGUGUGUUCGUUUCUGUGUGUGACAGAUAAUAAAAGGAGAAAAAGAAGAAGUUGUCGAAAGUCGUGCAUGAAAAUUCAAGAAAAAUAGUGCAAGCGCUGCAGGGAAAUUGUCCGGAAAAAUCGCAAAAUCCAUUGUUUUUAGCCGGCAUCUUAAUGACGUCACGUCGUGCCGCAAAAAACAACGAUAACAACUUCUGCAACAACGCGCGUGUUUAGUUUACACACACACCACCACAGCGCGUCAAGAAAAAAGGUUAAAAAUACAUUUUCAAUUCACCAUCGGCGUAAAAGUAAAACAAUAAGCAAAUACAAGAAAAUAAAACAGCAGCCGCUUUUUCACCCAACAGCAACCAUUUCAACAACUUCAACUUUGCCAGCAGCAACAACAACAAGUCAGCUGGACAACCGAAGAUAAUGUAAACUCAGCUUACACACAAAAAAAAGCAGUAUAAUAUAAAAUACAAAAAUUAACAGCUGCGUUUAUCUAUAGAUAUAUACCACACACUCACAUCUAUAUAUUUGAAUAAGCGUUCGAUUUGAAUCAAAAUUAUAGCCCAAGCUAUCAGCUAUCCCCACAAGCUUUGUACUCCACAAAAACGCUAACGAACAAAAUCGAUAAAGACCAGAAAGCAACUGAAUACCAACUCAUACCAUCUGCCAUAGAUCUAUGCUAUAUACAUAUAUAGGUGCUGAUCUGUGCUCUUGAAUUUAGUGUUUUCUGUGUGUGCGUGUCGCGAGAGGAGCACUCAAAUAAAGCACCAAUAAAAACGUAUAGUAAAACAAUAAAAAGCAAACAACUUUCUCUAGUCGCUAGGCUAUAACUAUACAAACUCCAAACUCCAGCUAUCCCAGAUCCAGAUCCGUAAACAGCAUAUAGUUAUAUAUCUAUAACCCCAAAACACGAUGGCCAACGUUGUCAAUAUGAACAGCCUGCUCAACGGCAAGGACUCGCGCUGGCUGCAAUUGGAGGUCUGUCGCGAGUUCCAGCGCAACAAAUGCUCGCGCCAGGACACCGAGUGCAAGUUCGCCCAUCCCCCGGCCAACGUGGAAGUCCAGAACGGCAAGGUCACCGCCUGCUACGACAGCAUCAAGGGCCGCUGUAAUCGUGAUAAACCGCCGUGCAAAUACUUUCAUCCACCACAGCAUCUGAAGGAUCAGUUAUUGAUAAAUGGACGCAAUCAUUUGGCCCUCAAGAAUGCACUGAUGCAACAGAUGGGCAUCGCGCCCGGUCAGCCGGUCAUAUCCGGCCAAGUGCCAGCCGUGGCAACAAACCCCUAUCUGACCGGCAUUCCGGCCAACACGUACAGUCCGUACUACACAACGGGACACCUGGUGCCCACCUUGCUGGGUCCGGAUCCCGUGACCUCCCAACUGGGACCCGUGGUGCCCCAAACAGUGCAGGUGGCCCAGCAGAAAAUACCACGUUCCGACAGAUUAGAGGUGUGCCGCGAAUUCCUGCGCGGCGCCUGCAAACGGGCGGAAUCCGAGUGCCGGUUCGCCCAUCCGCAGGAGAGCGUCGCCAGGCACGACGACGGCUCGAUAACGGUUUGCAUGGACGCCGUGAAGGGCAGGUGCGCACGCGACCCCUGCCGCUACUUCCAUCCCCCCCUGCACCUACAGGCACAAUUAAAAGCGGCCCAAACACGCGCCACCGCUGUCGCUGCUGCAGCUGCGACCUCACCUCUUGCGGCACACCAUCACCAGCAACAACAACAAUUGCAACACCAGCUGAACAACAUCAACAACAACAACAACCACAGCACCGCUGGCGCAGCAGCCACCUCGACAACAGCAACAACAACCACAAACAACGCCGCCGCCGCUGCUGCCGCCGCCGCCGCCGCUGCCGCCGUCAUGGGCCAUCACACACUGGAGUUGGGCAAGAAGCGGGCGGCGGACACGACCGACAUGUUUCCACUGAUGGAUGUUAAAACGGUUGGUUCAUUUUACUAUGAAAACUUCCAAUUCUCUGGCAUGGUACCGUUCAAACGUCCAGCUGCCGAAAAGUCUGGCAUUCCAGUUUAUCAGCCCGGUGCGACCGCCUAUCAGCAGCUAAUGCAGCCCUACGUGCCAGUCUCAUGUGAGUAUCCCCAACAACAACAACAACCACAACAACAACAACAACAUCAACAACAACAACAACAACAAAAUGUACUACUACAACAACAACAACAACAACUACAAUUAAGUAGCGUCAUAACAACAACAAGUACAACAGCAACAGCCAGUAACAAUAUGAUUAAUAAUAUUAAUAAUAAAAGUAUCAUAAACGCUGUAAUUGCUACUACCAAUAUACCAUCAUCAGCAAUAGCAGCAACAACAGCAUCAUUAUCAUCACUAUCAGCGUUGGCCACACCAACAACAACAACAACAUCAACAACAACAACAACAGCCAUUACUAAUCCUAACGACAGUGAUAACGAUUCCGAUCGCAAUCAAGACCAAGACAAAAGUCACGAUAGUGCUGCUGCUGAUGGUGAAGCUGAUAAUGCCGAUCGCAACGAUGCCAUUGAUCAAGCCAUCAAUCAAGACAAUAGUGACCAAGUGAAUCCGAAUCCGAAUCUGAAUCUGAAUCCGCAUCAGAAUCAGCAUCCGAACCAAAUUUCAAGUCCCGCUCAAGAUUGUAAUACAACACGAACAAUCUCACCAAACCCCCCAGACACAGCAGCAACAGCUGCCACUGCAACAGAAACAGACACACUAGAUACAGACUCUGCAGCAGCAGCAGCAGCAGCAUCUGCCACGCCCCCCAGUGGCGACACACCGCCCCCUUGCCCCCGCUCGCCCCAAGGCGACAGUCUUCUACCCCUGCCCAACGGCCUGGGCGAUAAUAACAAUUACUUGUCCUAUAUCAACAACAAUCUGAACAAUGGCCAGCUCAAGGCGGCUAAUCCCGAAGAAUUGAACGGCGGCGACUUAGAGAGUAGCAGCAAUAGCGCAGCAGCAGCAGCAGCUUCCGCAUCACGCAACUAUGCCAAGCAAAAUGGCGAGGGUUAUUCGAGGUAUACGGCCAAUGGUCACAGCACCGGCAUCCUGCCAACACCCACCACUUCUGCUCCGGCAGUCUCCUACCAGGUCCAGGCCCAGGCCCAGGCUCAAGCUCAGGUUCAGGCCCAGGCGCAGGCGCAGGCCCAAGCUCAGGCUCAGGCUCAGGCUCAGCAGCGCAUCAACUAUGCCAUGUCCGCCUACAACUACGGCAAUCUGUACUCCCACUACGCAGCAGCCACCUCUGCCAUGGUGAGUCUGCCCAGCAGCACCCCCUCCUACGCCCAGGCUCAAAUGCAGCAGCAGCAGCAGCACCAGCAGCAACAGGCCCAGGUUCAGGCCCAAGCUCAGGCCCAGGCGCAAGCCCAGGCUGCCUAUGCCCAGCAGGCCUACGCCGCCUAUGCUGCAGUGGCCGGUUUGGCACCUCAGGCCACCGCUGCCAGUGGCUACUACACCGAUCCGGCUGCCCUGGCCAAGGAGGUGGCCCAGAAGAACUACGCCAUGAAGGUGGCCAGUGCGGGCUCCAAGCCGGGUGUCUCCUCGGCGGCCGCCGCCUACACCGGCUUGACCCUCAACAAGAGCUAUGUGGCCGCAGCAGCUGGUGCGCAGCCGGUUCAGGCCGCCCAGCCUCAGGCCGUUUCCAUGGCCACAUUACUGCAAAUGCAGGCGCAGGCACAGGCCCAGGCGCAGGCACAAGUUCAGGCUCAGGCCCAGGCUCAAGCCCAGGCUCAGGCCCAAAUGCGCCAGUUGGGAUCCCUGCCCAGUUCAGGACUAACGACUCCUGUGCCCGGCACCCCAGUGCGUGCAGCUCCAGGCGGAGCAGUGGGUGCUAGUCAGUAUCAAUCGGCUGCUUUGCUGAGAGCACCCUCACCCAUGCCAUAUGCGCAGGCACAGAGCUACUUCUAUCCCGGAAUGAUGCCCACCGCAGCCUAUGCCAUGCCCCAAACUCAGGCUGCUGCUGCGCAGCAAUAUGCAGCUGCAGCAGCAGCGGCCGCAGCCGCUCAGGCGGGAACUCCAGGCAGUGCCAUGGUCCUAAAUCCGUACAAAAAGAUGAAGACCUCCUAAGAGCCAGGGCGAUAACAAACUGAAAGUCCAAACACAACUGUACUUAAUGCACCAAGCCAUCUGGCCGAUGGAAAAGUCACACCAUUUUAGAUAUAUAGAUAUAAACACAUCGAAGACGUAAGAAUAUGUGCCUCAGUUUUCUUCGAAAGGACAUGUAGAGAGACGCGUUUAGAUCUUAGUUGUACCAUAGGCCUCAUAGCGUUAGAAAACCGAACCAUGACACGACAACUAAAAUCAGACAGAAAGCGAAACAGAUCGAAGAUCAUAGCUUACUAACACGAAUGCCCAAAACUUGCUGACGAGAAAUCGAUAAUUUGCCAUUAAGUUAUUUGACAAACGAAACAUAACCUCACUGUGACUCAAAAGUGUUGCCAUUUUCGCUAAUGAAUCGAAAAACCGAGCUUUUAAAGCACAAGCGAACGGAAGAGAAACAGAUGUUAGAUUAUAGUAAUACUUAAGUUCCUUUUCGGAUAGCUCUUAGUCAACUCUAGUUUAUAGGAAGCGGUCACACAAAACGGUUAGAAAAAACUUAAAACAGGGGCGAGCCAGAGAGAGAAACGAAGAACUGUGAUAGCGAAAAAGCUUUGAGGGAUCAAAAACAUAAAGCCAGGAAGGAAUUAAACAAAGGAAAAACCUCUAAUGCUGCUGCCGAUGCUGGGUACAGUUGUGUAUGCUUGUUGCUAGCUGCGGGUGCUUGAUCCCAUAUCGCCGUCCCUGUCUCCCACAUGCGGUAAUUCGAAUAGCUGUCCUGCUCUCGCCCCCGCCCAUCAUUCAUUUUUCGCGCUCUCUCUCUAUCUAACUCCCUAUCGCUGUUUCCUAAUGUUUCCUAACUAGCUAGAUAGCUAGCGUGAAUGCUGUUGUAAUUGUUUAAAAUUGUUGAGCAACGAUUAUUGCGUAACGAAUAUUGUCUAGUUUAUAUAGAAUACUUAUACGAUAUACAAAUACAUAUAAACCUAGCUGUACGUGCUGUAUGCUGCUACCCAUAUUCGAUACAAUAUAUACGCCCACACUAUGUACUCUAACACACGCUCAUCCCCCACUAGUACACAAAGAAAAAAAGGCAUUAAAAUGACCAGGAUCAAUCUGUAAAUCGUAUGUCUAGCUUACUAAUCAGAUAAUACAGUACAGUCACCACUCACGAUCACGUCUCUCUAUCUGUUUCACUCACACACCAAAUACCCAUACACUUUUCAGACUCUUAAGCCAGCAAAAUUAAUUUAUGUUAAUGUUAUGUUAUCGAGAUUUAAAUUUGAUGUGUUGACCAGAACUAUGUAAACCCUUUUGAUUUUCAACGACUAUAGCCACAUCCUGAUUUCAUUCUUCAUCUGUCUCUUAACAACUAUCACCCACUCUAUCGAUGUAUUAUAAAUGUUUUCCUUUUUGUAAUGAAAUUGUUAAGAAAAGAAUAAAAUCAUUGACAAACAGAACUAAGUUUUUAAUGUUAGAUCUCGUGUGAUUAUCAGUUUUUGCUUUACGUUCAUUUCUAUUUAAUUUUUAUGUUGAUAUUUAUGUACUUUUUGUACUUAUAAACCAGUUUUUAGUGUAGUUUUUAUAUAAUUUUAAACGUGUGUUCCCGAUUGAAAAAUAUUUGAGAAGAACCUCCAAAGCAACAAUACAAAUUUGCCACUGACUUGCGCACCUUAAGUUUUAGACUCCCCGCCUACACCCCGCACCCGCUAAAACUCCUCAUCCGAGAACAUCCUACACACAUUACUAUUGGAUAUAUACGAUAAUCUCUGUAAAAUUGUUUUAAAUUAAAGUACUUCUAAUGUCCUACAACGAUUUGAUGUUUGCCACUAAUUCUUAUCCUAAUUCUAAUCCUAAUUCUAGUUUAGUUUCGAUAGUUUUUAUUAAUGUUUUACUUAAAAUACAGUGUGUUUUUCUAAAUAUAUAGUUUACAAAAAAAAAAAACAAAUAUAUAUAAAUAUCAUAUUGAGUGUUGGUAUUUUACUUUAUUUUAUUUACUUAUUCGGUAUUCACUUGAUAUAUGUUUUCCGUUGUGCCGCUUUUACAUCUCACCUCUGACUUAAACGUACUCCUUUGAUAUAUAGACAUAUGAAAUACCGAUCCAUAAAAACACUAGCUUUGCCGAGCGCUUUUGGGCAGAGCAGCACUCUAUCCCUACAAAUCUCUUUAAACCCUAUACCUUUAAAACCCUACCCCCCUAGCUUGAAAAUUUUUAUUAUUUAAGAUUAAAAUUAAGACUGUUUCUUUCAUUCGCGCAUUCCACGCAAUCUUCUUCACACAGACACAUCCACAUUUUAGGACUGCCUGACUCCUUAACCUCGGUCUGCUUCCCCUAUUAUUGCUUUUACUCCAAAAUAAAAGAUCUUUCUCCCUCCGUAAAUCCAUUUAACCUAUAUAUGUUUUAGCUCUUAGAAUAAUGGCAAGCAAAAUGAGUACGCUAACGGUAGAGAACUAGUUGUAAAAUCUGAAUAUACCAUUUAUCUAAAUAUACCUAUCUGCCUAUGGCCAGCAAAUGCUUGGCUUACUCUAUAUAAUCAAUAAGAAAUAAGCUUACUAAACAUGGCAGCAGAAUACAAUAUCGAUUCGACGUAUACCUAUACAUAUAUAUAAUACUAAUACGUAUAGCAAGCUACACCAGAUUAAAGUAUACCUAUAUUCAUCAUAUAUCUCAAUGUCUUGCCUAAAAGUAUGGAAGCAUUAUCUUUAUGUGUCGUAUGGUUAAUUUUUUCGUUAACAACGUAGAACUGUUGCCGUUGGCCCAUAAUUUCAGCAAGAGAAAACUUAGCGAAAAUGUUCAGAAAACGCUCUCAAACUAACUAAGAACUAAAGCAAAACAAAAAAUCUAAAAGUAAAACAAAACACCACUCACCACUGCAUGGCGCCAAAAUCUAACUAACUUGCAUUUAAGUCCUAAGAGCUCAUAUUUUAUUCCGCUUUUUCAACCUUUGCAAUGCACCAGAAACACAGCAACAGACAAAAAACAGUAUGUUAACAUUACCGAGCAACAAUAUAGCAAUGAAUUGUCAGUUGACACUAGGAUAACAAUGAGUUAGGCUGAUUUUUAAUAUACAAAGGAAUAAAUGAAAUAUAACCACAUAGAAAACCACAGUCCAUUCCAAUAUAGUUAAUUGGGUUUUCAGGCCUUGUUCAAUAAAUAGAAGUACAGUACCGUCCAAUAGAAACUAUAGUUUAGUGGAAUCCACAUAGUUGCCUCCUUUUAAUUUGUAGCCAAACCACCCGAAGUCUCACACACAUUACACUGAGAGAAACCAAUUUAAAUUAGGAUUUCAUUUCGUGCUUACUAGCAUCGACGAUAAGUAAGCGAAACGUAUGGCAAAUCGAUUGCAUGUCAAAUAAGAGAGUUGGUAACAGUGCAAGAAUGUCGAAGCUAAAAUUAUUCAUAACAUCUAAAUAUAUAUGUCGAAAUAUAUAUCUAUACACACAUCUAUACACAAGCAAAGACACUACUGAAUAUGUUAUAUCUGUGCUAACAUUAGUCGUAUUAUUAUUAUAAAGACA